AUGGCGGGGGUGUUGAGGCGUCUAAAACCCGCCUCGCGCGAAUGGCUCGCGCUGGGCCCGACCCUUCUUUGGGGGGGGCUGUCUAUGGUCGAAGUCGCCGCGACCACAACGGAUGUCAUGAUCCGCUGCCAAUUAAUCGGCCUCGCAUUGGUGGUGUUUAAGGCUUGGCAGGCCAUCACGGAGGAUCCGCGUACCGCGCCGCACUGCGCGCUGGAGGUUUUAGACCAGCUUCGCGCGGAGGUCUUCGAGAAGGCGAACGCAGGGGAGCAGGCCGCCGCGAUCGAGGAGAUCCUCGAGGAGAUUGAAGAACGGUAUGACGCGGCGGGGGAGGCGCCGUGCGUGGAUUUUGAUCCCGCGGAGCUGGCGAAUUUCCCGCCCUAUAUCGGUUAUGUGGGUCGCUGGCUGUGGAGCAUGGCGGCGGUGGAUCAGCUGUACGAACACAGGAAGCAACAGCUUCAACACUUGAGCAACGAUAUCAGGCCUUGUCUAAACAACUUUGAUUGA
Molecule: messenger RNA, 504 nt
Organism: Phytomonas sp. Hart1
Lineage: Eukaryota; Euglenozoa; Kinetoplastea; Trypanosomatida; Trypanosomatidae
Source: the annotation of a GenBank genome assembly